This is a messenger RNA of Plectropomus leopardus (leopard coralgrouper), 611 nucleotides long. Lineage: Eukaryota; Metazoa; Chordata; Actinopteri; Perciformes; Serranidae. The record is from RefSeq and is a predicted model, not a curated record.
AACCCUGAUAAAUAACGAACAGUCCCUUGGUAAACCCUCGAGUACCUGUUGUCAUGGUAACCAGCAGGAACUCGUUGUAGUGGCGCCAAACGGCCACAGGAGGGCAGCGCGUGAUCACGUUUCUCCGCGUGAGAAAGCAGCGAGGAACCAGUCAGGUAGUCAGGGGGCAGAUCCGAGCUCCAGAUACCAGACGGGGAGGCUGCUCGGCUCACACCCCGCUGGGUUUUCCUCUGACGCCGCUGCUGCUGCCUCUGCUCGGCUCCUCCCGGGACACCAUGGUGGCGAAGAACAGAAAGCAGACCGGGAAGAGUCCGGCGACCCAGACUGACCGCGACAGGGUCCCGCUUGUUUCUCCCCCCGGUAAAAGUAACGUCAGGCGACCGGGCAGGGACGGAAAGGCGUUCAGCAGCUCCCAUUCAAACGGGCUGUCGGGCAUCAGACACCGGCUGGGGCUGAGUCCGUCCGCCGCGGUGAGGCUGGGGGUCACGCUGCUGCUCGCUGGUCUGACCGGGUGUCUCCACUGGCAUCACCUCUCACAGCUGUUCGAGAAUGACAGACACUUUUCACACCUGUCCAACCUGGAGAAGGAGAUGGCUUUCCGGACAGAAAUG